GGAGCCGCACCGCCAUCCAGCCAGGCCGCCCGCCCGUAUCUGCAAUGGCUGACAUUCUCAUUUUCCUCAUUCGCGGCCUGGGCCGGGCCCUGGACCUGCUCUGCUUCCUGCUGGACGUUAAUUUCUGGCUGGUCUCCUCUGUGGUCGCUGCUGUCUCAGGUACCAUGCAUUUGCUGCUGUGUCUGCCCGGUGCCGUGGCGUGUUUGCUCGCCCUGUGCUGCAACCUGCUGGGGCUGCUGGUACUGGGGGCGGCGGAGUUAUCUUAUUGCACCCUGCACUUCGUUCUCAACCUGGUGUGCAGUUUGCUGAGCGUGCUGUUCAGCCUGGCAGAAAGUCUGAAGCUGGUGGGCAACCUGCUUUCUUACCUGAGCCUGAGGGGACGGGAGAUGCUGCAAAGGGGAUUCGCCAACGCUUUCAGCUCUGGUCACCUCUUUCUCAAGCAGGUGUGGGAUGCUGUGGGGAUCCUGGUUAGCCUGUCUGCAUAUUUUGUCAAUACCUUCAUCAACUUGUUCCUCAUUGGAACCCAGAACCUCCUUUCUCUUGUCACAAUGCUGUGGGACCCCUUGGUAAGAGUAUCGGAUGUCUUUGCUUCAAUUCUCACCUAUUUGUCAAGCAGUGUCCUUGGCAAUGUGAUCCUGCUGUGGACACCGUGCCAGUUUGUCAUUGAAGUCCUGAUGUCCCUCACCAAACUGUUGGUUGACAUUUUUCUCCUGAAUCUGUAUGGGUUGGCAAUCACUUUUGUUGUCAUCUCCAUCAUCACAAUAUAUGUAAAUCCAGAGUUAAUAUUGAGGAUUACUAAUCAGAUGACUCUAUACUUGAGCAUUGCACCAAAUCUUCAGUGGAUCAGGAGAAAUAUUGCACAUAUCUGUGGGUUAGUAGUGGCUACUGUGCAGCUGAUGGUCAACUCUGAGAUGUGGCAGCAAAUAUACAGUCAACAACUACAUGGGUUGAACCCUGAUUAUAUCAGUAACUGGCCUCUUGACCAAAGAAGGCAGCACCAGACUGAUCGUAAUGACAACUUGGAGGAUCGAACAUUCACGGACCAACAACUAACUAUCCAGUUAGAACAGCAAAUAGAUCCCAACCCAGCCCAAGGAAAUGGUAACCCUCUAAGGGAGCAACAGUUAACCAUGGCUGAGACAUCUGUAUGUGGACCAGAAGCUGGCAAUGAAUCUUUGUCUUCGGUAGCAAAACCAGCAGGUGGCAAAGACAAUAAUAGCAAUGUUCCUGUGGAAAACAAUCUUUGGAUGCUUUUGAAGGAGCAAGAAGAACGGAAAAAAUGUGUUAUUUGUCAGGAUCAAGCAAAAUCUGUGUUGUUGCUCCCAUGCCGACACUUGUGCCUCUGUCAAGGUUGCACAGCUAUUCUCUUGGAGCAGCCCGUCUACCAACGCAACUGCCCACUUUGCCGCCAGAUGAUCCUACAAACAUUGGAUGUGUAUUUCUGAUUGGCCGUUUGAAUAAGCUUUAAUAGAAAGGGUUUGAUUUGUUAGUGUCUUUAAUUGACCAAUCAUUGAAAUGUUAACUGAACACAUUUUCAAAUUGUUGUGCAAAUCUUUAGCCAUGGGCUUUAGAAUUCAAAUAUGAUUCCCUUUCUUUUUAACCAUGACCAGUACAAGCACUGCUGUAUACGAAUAUUACCUUAAGAGUGUAUGUAUGUAUUACUGGGAAUUGGAAAUCUCGGUUCCAGCACUUUAUUCGGUAACCUGUCCAAGUGAUAACUGAAAACACAAUUGAUUUUUCUCAUGUUCAGUUGUGUGCUUCAGCAUCUGCCAUCUUGGUCACUGGUUUCUAGAGAUGACAGUGAGAAACUGAAACCACGAAUUUCUGACUGCUCAGUGACCAGCAUUGUCUGGUCAACAAAUGCAAGGGUUGGGGGUGGUGGUGGGGGAAACGCCGCAAAAUAAUCAGCUUUGAGAGGCUGGUGCUAUCGAUUCAAUGAUUGUUUAAUAUUUUAGUACAGUGAGCUGUACAGGGUCAGGGCCCAAUGAUCAUAUAUUUCUGGAUUGUCUUUACAAUUUAUCUGAAAUGUAAUUUUCCUUCUUUAAGACAAAUUGUAAAUUAUUUUUACAUGAAUGGCCCUUGGAUUAUCUAUCUGAUAUUUUGGGAACAUUCUCUAAAUUUUUGUUUAUAGAAUGCUGAUGCACCAUCUGAAACACAGUAUACAUUGUGAGCAACGAGGUACAGUAACAAAGUUUGACGUUAACUAGUUUGUUUAAAAAAGCAGCUGAACAGUGUCUCCAAUUAAGGUGUGACACCACAUGAAAAUCUAUCUACAUUUAAGUUUUUUUUUCAUGUUUUUAGUUUUAUUCCUUUAAAUAAUUACAGUAAUUCUUGACCAAAUCUGAAUUGCAGAUUACAAAGGUCAAAGAGAGUUUUACUUCUUUUUUGGGCUUUUUAUUAGUAAUGCUACACACCAAAGAAUAGUGGCACUGUUCAAUGGAUGUCUCCAGACAUUUGAGGCAUUUGGAACUAAAGAUUACUUUAAGAAAUAAAGCUUUGAGGACCAUUUCUCUGUCGACUGGAGUUGGAGUAGUGGAUGGGUUAGUUCUUGGGUCCUGUGCAGACUAACUGAUAAAUGCACUGCUUAAAUUAAACUCAUUCAUUUCUCUCAUACCAAAUGUUUGUCAGUACAGAUCCUGUCUGAAUAUUGCAUGCUUUCUGCUGCACAGAUUUGAAUUUGCUGAGAUGCUGAACUUAAGACUCCUACUACAACAAAUAUUUUUAUAGUAACACAACCUGAAAUAAAUGUUUGUCUUUUAAAUUUA
Molecule: messenger RNA, 2765 nt
Organism: Chiloscyllium plagiosum (whitespotted bambooshark)
Lineage: Eukaryota; Metazoa; Chordata; Chondrichthyes; Orectolobiformes; Hemiscylliidae
Gene: rnf26
Product: ring finger protein 26
Biological process (GO): protein ubiquitination; ubiquitin-dependent protein catabolic process
Molecular function (GO): ubiquitin protein ligase activity
Source: RefSeq, a predicted model, not a curated record